Monopterus albus (swamp eel) is the source of this 2618-nucleotide messenger RNA. It is a transcript of the gene hspbap1, whose product is annotated as hspb associated protein 1. The record is from RefSeq and is a predicted model, not a curated record. The transcript is spliced from 8 exons. Lineage: Eukaryota; Metazoa; Chordata; Actinopteri; Synbranchiformes; Synbranchidae. The coding region runs from base 423 to 1916 and encodes 497 amino acids.
UUAAUUUCUUGUAAUUUCAUAAGAACGUAUAUGAAGAGCUGGGCAAUGGGGCGAAGUGUAGCAGACCACAGUAGAGCAGGGAGAGGGAGUGCUGGGCAGAGCAGAGUGGGCUGACUGGGAGGUUCAUUCUGGUGCUACCUAAGUUACAUACUGUAGCUUUAGCACAUUGGCUACACUGCUGAUCAUUCAGACAUGUAGAGACUGACAUUUGAACUAUAAAUGUGGGACUGUAUGAAUUUAAAACACUUAUAGAAUGGUAUAACAGAAUGAGAUACUUGUUUAUGCUACAGGCAGUAUAUAACGCUAAAAAGGAAGUUUCCAUUUCCUCUUCUACUCACAUAUUACAAUGAGGACACACAACAAUACAGCUGUUUCCACAUCCUCUGUGUUGCAACCCCCACUACCAGUGUGUACAGCAGGCCAUGGCUGCACCUGAUUCCAUUAAACCCUUCAGCCCAGAUGAGACCCAGAGGAUUCUGCAUCAUCUGCAACAGCCUACCGUCUUCAUGAACAUGACCCGUGGCUGGCCUGCUCUCCGCUGGACUGCAGAGCACCUGUCUGGCUGCCUUAGAGACAAAGUCAUUCGAUUCAGACUUGGGAGAAAAGAAGAGACAAAAAACACACCUUUGUUUGAAACCCAGUGUUCCUACGUGGAGGCCAAGCUGGUGCACUUUCUCAACUGGACCCAAACUCAGUCCAGGGCAGAUGUAGGGCCUUUCUUUGAGUACCCCUACUCAGAAUAUUGGGCCUAUGCUGACUACAAAUACAUCGCAAUGCUGUUUCAAGAUCAGCCUUCUAUGUUUGAGGAUGUAAAGUGGUCUGAGUUUGGUUUUGAAGGACGUGAUGGAAAGGAGAGCACUUUAUGGAUCGGCACAGAGGGGGCCAAUACACCAUGCCACCUGGACUCUUAUGGCUGUAACCUGGUACUGCAGGUACAAGGACGGAAGCGCUGGUACCUGUUUCCUCCAGAGGACACUGCUAACCUCUACCCAACCAGGAUCCCGUACGAGGAGUCCAGUGUCUUCAGCCAAGUGAAUGUGCUCCAUCCAGACCUGAGGAGCUUCCCUUCCUUUCAGAGAGCCAGCGCCCACAUCGUCACUCUGCAGCCAGGGCAGGUGCUUUAUGUCCCUAGACACUGGUGGCACUAUGUGGAAUCCGUGGAUCCCAUCACUGUCAGCAUCAACUCCUGGAUUGAGUUGGGAGAAGAUGACUUUGCAAGAGUUAGUGAAGCUGUGACCAAGGCUGUCGUCUGUGCUAUUAAAAGUGCUCAGAGUGAUGACAGCACUGACAACUGGCUCAACCCCACUGAGGAAGGAGUAGCAUCCCAUAAAGAGAACAUGCAGUAUGUGAACCUGGCACUUAGGGCUUGUGCCCAAAGACAGAAGGACCUCUGCCACAGCAAACUGAACCAGGAGCUGAGAGCGAGUGGUCCAGUCAAGCGGGACUCCAGAGGACAAGUCAAGAAAAACGAUGACUCGAUGAAGGAUUCUGCACCCUUCAAUAUUCCCUUUGGGCCACAUCUCAUCCCUGUGUGCUGUCAGCAAGAGGACUUACCAGAAAAGAGGGGGGUGACCCCUAAAGAUCUGGAAGUUAAAUCUUCCAGGAGCAGUGCAGGCAAAUCUGCUGAGCAUUGUUCUGUCAGCUCAGGUGCAGCUUUGAGAACUGAGCCUACAUCUGCUGUCAGACUCCACCAGGGAAAACAUGAGUGUAGCCCUGGUUUAACUCAAAGUAGAACAUCUGACUGUACUGAUGAGAUGUCAGAGAACUCUUUAGAGGAUUAUGAGGAGUCAAGACAUGUAAUAAUAAGCACUAAUGACCUGUUAGACUGCCUGGUGCAUCCUGAUAUCAUCAGCCAUGUCACUGAGCUUUUACUGGAAAGGCACACAGAAGGUCACAGGACCUCUGCACCACUGUAGCUUUAAUAUUCACCAACUGUAAACAUGUAAUAAGAGUAUGAGGAAGAUGAGCUCUUCCCUGGCCUUGUAAUGCCCUAGUUUCAGGAGUGAUUUCUAGGUCUUGAUCAUAAAAGUAUCUGGAUGAAGCUGCCCAAGCUUUUUUCCUCUUGAUGUCUCACUGGAGUUUGCAGUGACAGCGAUCUAUCCAAGUUAAUGGUAAUGCUUUGGUGUCAGUAAGAGAGGAAAGAUAAAGAUUAAUGCAGAGUUUCACCCUACUUUUCUUUCUCCUUUCAUUUGUUAAGGUCCUCCUGAGAUUGACCCCAGAUGUGAGAAGUCACAGCCAAAACUAAUCAUAAUGCAAUGAGCAAUCCCAUCGAGUGGCUCCAACAUGUCCUUGUGUUGUCCUGCACAUGCUAAUCCAGUUUGGUUCUUCCAGAAUAAGAAAAAUGACCACUGAAAUCAAUCUAGGAUGCUAAUAAGCCCAACAGUGUUUGGUAACAUUCCUGGGAUGUGUGCAUUUCUUUUCUGCAUAAUGCUCGUCUGUCAUUUAUCAAUAGGAAUUGUCAUUGAACAGGCACAGAGGGCUGAUCGUAAUGAUUUGAUGACUGAUGAGCGCUGUGUACAGAGCGGUGAAUAAAAAGAGUGUUCGAUUAGUCUGCUGCCACCGUCACAUCUCAAAGGACAAUGGAAGGAUGAGUAGAAUAAAAGUAAUCAUUCUGAAAA